Messenger RNA from Manduca sexta (tobacco hornworm), 1508 nucleotides. RefSeq names its product protein MIS12 homolog. Gene Ontology annotation, biological process: mitotic cell cycle. NCBI's taxonomy places the organism in Eukaryota, Metazoa, Arthropoda, Insecta, Lepidoptera, Sphingidae. Gene Ontology annotation, cellular component: nucleus; chromosome, centromeric region. The coding region runs from base 183 to 800 and encodes 205 amino acids. The record is from RefSeq and is a predicted model, not a curated record. The transcript has a single exon.
AAAUCAAUGUCAUCUGUCAAGUCUGUAAAUUUUCUGCUGUCAACUGUGUUGUAAGCGGCUGCUACUUAUAUUUAAAAGUUUUCCGUUGUGAGUGGUGUAAACGUUGUGAUUUGUAAAUAUAAUUAUCAGUUUUUUUAAACAUUAUACUACUAUUAAAGUUUCGUUAACAACAACAAUAUAAAAUGAUCAAAACUAAGCCUUGGAGUGGUGGUACCGACGAAGAAUACGAGACGCAGCACUUUGGGUUUGGGGCACAACGGCUAAAAAUUGCUAUGCGAAAUAUGAUCGAGCAAAAAAUUACUGCUGGAGUAAAAGACAUGGAGGAUUAUUUGCAAGAAACUCUGGCUUUAAAUGAUACAGACAAGGUUACGUUGACACGGUCUUGCGAUAAACUAAUAAGACUGUACUGCGAGCGCGCAGGCCCGUCACUGGAAAUAAUUGAUGAAGAAAUUGAACGUGUUCUAAAAAUUCCUCCAAACACGCUGUUGCCAGAAAACGAGUGCCAGAUUGAUCAAAUAUCAGAUGCAGAUUACUCACAGUUGAAAGAAGAAGUAGCCGCCCUUAGAAAACGAGUUGAAAGAGGUGCGUUGAUGGAAGCUUUGCUUAAUGCUGAAGAAGAGGAAUUAUCCUCUGUAGAGAAAAUGUGCGAGACUGCCAAAAGAGAUUUGGAAGCUUUAGAUUUAGUUUUUAAAAAUACAGACAAUAAUGAAAUUAUGAGAUCACUCCAGACUGAAACUCAGUUUUUGUGUGCAAGUGUUUCUUUCAUGAAAAAACAUGAUUCUGAAAUUUUUAAAGACUAAUUAUAUUGCCUUUUGUUUAAUGAACUAAUAUUUCUUCUCUUAUAAUUACUGUUGAAUAUAACACUGCUUUUAGUAAUUUGCGAUAUAACCCACUCAGUUAAGGUUGUUUAAAUUUGAUCAAUUAUUUGGGAAUAAAGACAAACUAAGUGUAUUAAGAAUGCUACAUUAUUGAGUUUUCAAAUUGUUUACUACUAGCUUUUGCUUGUGAUGGCACACAUCAGUUUUUUAGGGAUCUAAGUUGUACUAUAUAUUGAUUCUUGGGAUAAAAAGUAGCCUUUAUCCUUCCAGGGUUUUAAAGAAUCUCCAUACCAAAUUUAAUCACAAUGUAUUUAUUAAAUUUAUCAUGUUUAGACUGGUGAGACACAGCAAGAGACUGUUUUGUAAUUUGAAAGGAUUCACUGUAUAAAUUAACUUUAAUUUAUUUUAUUAUAUUUGGUUGGCUCACUAUUAUCAAAAACAAACAAAUAUAGGAUGAAAUGAAUACAGUAGAUAGGCCAAUAACAAGCCGGCGCAUAUAGUUUUUGAAAUUACUUUAUCUUAUUGUCUUGAAAUCUUAAAAACAUGUUAACAAACUUUUUUUUAUCUAUUAUAUUUUGCUUUGCUUAGUUCUAUAAGCUGUUCAACAAAGCAAAUAAUGUUUAUAAGCUGAUUGUAGACAUUAUCCAAUAGAAUAGUUUUCCCCAUGAAAUAAAAUAUUGUAAACAGUCA